This is a messenger RNA of Colletotrichum paranaense, 837 nucleotides long. Its product is annotated as RTM1. The transcript is spliced from 2 exons. Bases 1 to 837 code for a protein of 278 amino acids. The record is from RefSeq and is a predicted model, not a curated record. Gene Ontology annotation, cellular component: membrane. NCBI's taxonomy places the organism in Eukaryota, Fungi, Ascomycota, Sordariomycetes, Glomerellales, Glomerellaceae.
AUGUCUACGGAUGGUUACUUCGCGCCAGUGCCAGGAGUUAAGCCUACCAAAGGAGGAGCCUACCUUUGGCGCUAUCUCCCGAGCAAACCUGCGGCGAUCCUAUUUCUCAUUAUAUUUCUAUUGUCUUUCCUCUACAUCAGCUGGAAGAUCUGGAGGACUCGUGCUCGCUUCUGCAUCGUCUUUGCAGUAGGAUGCCUCUUUGAAGUCAUAGGAUAUGGAGCGCGCGCUAGCGCCCACGACAAGACCGACAGAAUCAUGACGUUCGCCAUCCAGAACAUGUUCAUCAUCAUCGCACCCGUCCUCUUUGCCGCCUCAAUCUACAUGAUCCUCGGUCGAAUUAUCACGAGUAUCCACGCCGAGAAAUAUUCGAUGAUCCGACCAGCCAAAUUGACGAAGACGUUUGUCCUUGGAGAUCUGGUUUCUUUCCUAAUUCAGGGAGGCGCUUCAGGUAUGAUGGUGAUCCAAAAGCCCGGUCUCGCGACUUGGGGUGAGAGGAUCGUCAUCAUCGGCCUUGUUGUCCAGAUCAUCAUGUUUGGCCUCUUCUGUGCUAUCGCCGUCGUCUUCCACCGCAGAAUGAGACAAGCACCCACUCCCGACUCCCUGGACGGCCUAAUCCCAUGGGAACAGAGCCUUUACAUGCUUUAUGCCGUCAGUCUGCUCAUCAUGGUUCGAUCAAUCUUCAGAGUUGUCGAGUUCGCUCAGGGAUAUACGGGUUACUCUCUUUCCCACGAAUGGACACUUUACGUUUUCGACUCCCUUCUUAUGUAUCUCGUCACGGUGCUCUUCGCUUGGAGGUUCCCAGAGCGCUUGAGGCCUAAAGACGAUCUGGCUUUGUGA